Messenger RNA from Trichoderma aggressivum f. europaeum, 1854 nucleotides. RefSeq lists its product as uncharacterized. The record is from RefSeq and is a predicted model, not a curated record. Gene Ontology annotation, biological process: copper ion import; intracellular iron ion homeostasis; iron ion transport. NCBI's taxonomy places the organism in Eukaryota, Fungi, Ascomycota, Sordariomycetes, Hypocreales, Hypocreaceae. Gene Ontology annotation, cellular component: plasma membrane. The transcript is spliced from 2 exons. The coding region runs from base 1 to 1854 and encodes 617 amino acids. Gene Ontology annotation, molecular function: ferric-chelate reductase activity.
AUGGAUGGCAUGGACAUGAGCGGUGAUGGCAUGACGGGCAUGGGCUCCGAUGUCAACCACCGCUUCGCCCGCGCCUACUGGUACAUAACCGCAACCGUCGUCGGAUCGCUGAUGCUGAUUCGAGGCGUCAAUCACAUCGGCGCCCUUCAAAGACUCAAAGCUGCUUCCACCCGCUCAUCCCCCCAUCCAACCCGUCCCAACUCCCCCCUCUCCCAAUCCUGGGCCACCGCAACCGCCCUCGUCCGCGAACUCACCCAUCCCCAGCUCUUCAUCCCCCUCCGCCACUUCUCCUGGCUCACCCCCCCUCCCCUCGGCCGCGUCCUCGUCCUCCUCUGCUACUGGUCCGUCAUCAUCUACUUCAUGACCUGGCGCUCCAUCGUCCACGACGUCUACUUCUGGGAGCGCAUCGGCUACCGCAACGCCUGGGUCACCCUCACCCAGCUGCCCAUGCUCUUCCUCCUCUCCACCAAGGUCAACAUCGUCGGGUUUCUCGUCGGCACCUCGCACGAGCGUCUCAACUGGCUGCACCGCUGGGUCGCCCGCACAAUGUUCGUCACCUGCACCGUCCACGGCUUCAACUUCUGGACCGAGUGGGUGCGCGCCGACUUUGUCGAGCUCGAGCUCGACGCCAUGCCCAUGGUCAAGUACGGCCUCGGCGCCUGGGCCAUCCUGCUGUGGAACGUCGUCGUCGGCUUCGUGCCCAUCCGGAGAAUCGCCUACGAGCUGUGGGUGCUGCAGCACGUGGCCUCGUCCGUCGUGAUGCUGGUGCUUGUUUACUUGCACAUCCCGACCAACGCCCGCUUCCUCUUCUGGCUGGCCGUCUCGUUCCUCCUCUUCGACCGCGCCGCUCGCUGGGCGCUUCUCCUGUGGCAGAACCUGCGCCUCAAGGCCGGCGGAUCGGCUUGUCAGGGCCGGAGGCGAGUCGGCCAUCAGAUCCUCGCCCGAGCCGUGGGCGAUUCCACAACCGUCGUCACCAUCAAGGACGUCCACUUCGACUGGGCUGCCGGCCAGCACAUUUACCUGUGGAUCCCACGAUUGGGCCCCCUCGAAGCUCAUCCUUACACCAUUGCCUGCGCGCGCAAGAUGGAGGGAACCUGCUGCUGCAACAGCGUCCAGCUGAUCCUGCGCAAGCACAAGGGCUUCUCCAAGCGAAUCCACGACCACGCCUCCAAGAACCCCGAGGCCUCACUCGUCGGCUUCCUCUCCGGCCCAUACGGCACGCCUCCCCGCUGGGACAUUUACGAAACAAUGGUCCUCAUCGGUGCCUCGACCGGGGCGUCCUUCACUCUGCCUCUUCUAGAAGCCGCAGCUCAAGCCGACUCCGUGGGAUGCGUUAAACGGGUCGAGGUGCUCCUCGUCGCCCGAACGUUGAAAGAAAUCGAGUACUACGUCCAACGCGCCCAAAAAGCCGGCGAAUCCCUCAUCCAGAAAGGCGUCCUCGUCAACAUCCACGUCGCAAUCACACACUCUUCCCUCGGCACCGACGGCCUCCCCCUCUCCCGCAACGACAGCAGCGCCUCCUCGGCCAGCUCCGAACUCGAGCAAGACGUUAAAGGUGCCGCAAAGGCCUGCUGCUGCGACAACAAGGACGCCAGCGCAGCAGCCACCACCAGCGAAAAGGCUCCGUCAAGCCUCCCCGUCAUCCGCGAGUACACGACCCGGCCUAGCAUCGAGCAGCUUAUCAGACAGCCUGUUGAGGCUGCCUAUGGCGAGACGGCUGUUGUUGUCUGUGGAGGUCCGGAGAUUGUUGCUUCGACGCGUAAUUGCGUGAGCAGGUUGAGCGAUGAGCGGGCGGUGCACAAGGGGACUGGUGCGCAGGGUAUUUAUCUGCAUGUCGAGGAGUAUUCGUUUUAA